Molecule: messenger RNA, 2511 nt
Organism: Talaromyces stipitatus ATCC 10500
Lineage: Eukaryota; Fungi; Ascomycota; Eurotiomycetes; Eurotiales; Trichocomaceae
Product: MYB DNA binding protein (Tbf1), putative
Exons: 4
Coding region: 1-2475 (824 amino acids)
Biological process (GO): telomere maintenance via telomere lengthening
Molecular function (GO): protein homodimerization activity; double-stranded telomeric DNA binding
Source: RefSeq, a predicted model, not a curated record
AUGGAAUCAGAACUUUCAACGGCACUCCCUGAACAGGGAAAUGUUCCUACUGAGAAAGCAACCCAUGAUUUAGAGGAUGAGCCAGGCUCGCCGCAUCCGCAUAAGAAACGUCGUACGGACCCCGGCUUUGGCGACUCUCCCGACAUCAAAGAAGAGACAGACAUAGCUCAUGAAGACCCAAUCGAAGAGGCACUCAUAGCUGCCCUCAACCCUCCCGCUAUUGAGACAGCAACAGAACCAGAAACUCAACCUGUGGAGAGCAAUACUGAGAACAGUAUCGAGACCAAUACUGAAAAUAAUGCGGAAGACAAUGCAAAUAAUGCGGAGCAGAACGCAGAGCAGGACACAGAGAACAGUGCAGAUGACGACGCUGAGACCAAGGCGGAGAACAAUGCUGAAAACAAUACCUCAGAAUCAACUGAUGCGCCCGAUCCUGAGGUUGCGGCUGUCUUCGGGAGUAUCAUUGAUCGCGCCGAACGGCUGGAGGAGCAAUAUGCACUGGACCAACAGCCUACAGAGAACUCUGAACAGUCGCCAAACAAAAAUGUGACCUUUGUCAAAGCUAGUUUAUCAUUAAAGAUACAGAGCCUGCCUAUUCUCGACAACCUCUCAACACAAAUACUUUCCCUUCUGGCCAAGUCCUCAUACCAAGAUAUUACCUCGUUCGUUUCUGAACCUGAGUCAGAGAACGGCCAGGCAUAUGCAACGAUGCGGUCGCUAUUUGAUCACACAAAGAGAGUGUAUUCGACCAAACAAGCGUUCUUGUCGCCAACCGACUUGGACUUGACAGACCCUACUCAGAUUGAUAUUAUACGCAAAGCCAACCUUGCCUCGUUUGUGUCUAGCAUUUUUGGAUCACAGGAAAUAAGUUUCGCCGAGCUCAACGACCACUUCAUCGAUGUGUUUGUACCCGAAGGAAGUCGUCUGCUCAAGGUUCAGGGCGCUCUUUUCCUUGAGCUCAAGACGCAAGCGUUUAUUGCAUCGCUUAACAAUGAAGAGCGCACGAGGACGGAAAUUUUAUUCGAGUUAUUCCCUGAUGACUUGGAGCAGCGUCUUCUCUCAAAGCGAACGGGUACGCGUCAACUUGCUCCGAGCGAAGCGGACUUUGUUAAACGAGCGCGAUCCAGACGCGAUAUCAUUUUUGCGGACAUCAAUAAUGAAGAAGCCAUGAAGGCAUUACCCGACAAGUACCACUGGGAGGACUUUUUGAGGGAUCUUAGCGCCUACAUAAGCAAAAACUUUGAAACCAUAAACAGCUUACAGUCUCGCAAGCUCGUCAAAGGCCGUCAAUCAAUUUCCGGCGAGAGUCAAGAUGGUCCUAGCGGUGCACCUCUCGAGAGCCAGUUCGCCGUUGCUACUCAACCUGCAGAAGCUACGACAGAUCGCAACCUUCACGGGGACCUCGUCGCGCGUGCGGCACGAGCAGCACAGAUUGCUUUACAGGGUCAUGGGCUGAGAAAAUCCCAGCAACAAUCGCAACAUAAUCAGCAACAACAGUUGCAACAAACUCAGCAGCCUCAACAGCCCCAACAAGCACAGACACCACAACAUGCUCCGCAAUCGGCUCAAAGCACGCCGGCCCCUCAGUCCAUCUCACAGACAAGCCAACAAAACGUCAGUCAAGGUUAUCAGCAUAGCCCUACGCCGCCGGGAUAUCCUCAGCAAUUGACAUUUCAACAUAAUACGAUUCCGGUUCAGAGCUUUCAACAAUACACCCCUCCACAGAACGGAUCUAGCAGUAUGCGAUCUACUGACGCGGUAACUAAUUAUGGAUAUAUGCCAGGCGUCCCUCAUUAUUCGCAAUCCCAGCCAACUCAAGUGUUGUAUGAGCGAGCACGCAUGGCAGCAACAGCCAAGUCAUCAUCCAACAGUCGCCGAGCUGGACUACCCAGUCAACGUCGUCCUUGGACCACCGAAGAGGAAAACGCUCUGAUGGCCGGACUGGAUCGUGUCAAGGGGCCUCAUUGGAGCCAGAUCCUAGCAAUGUUUGGACCCGGUGGCACAAUCAACGAGGCACUCAAGGAUCGGAACCAGGUACAACUUAAAGACAAAGCUCGGAAUCUAAAACUUUUCUUCCUCAAGAGCGGGAUUGAGGUGCCAUAUUAUUUGAAAUUUGUGACCGGUGAGCUCAAGACUCGCGCACCUGCACAAGCCGCGAAGAACGAGGCACGAGAACGCGAAAAGAAGCGUGGCGAGGAGGAUAAAGCUCACGUCGAAGGUAUCGAGGGCAUGAUGGCUCUUGCUGGUGCUCAUAUGUCACCUGGUCAAGGUCCAGAUAGCAUGUCAGCAUCUCCGGCGGUCUUCCAAGAACCGGAGCGUCCGGAGUCCCACGAUCAAUCCAUGGCUGAUCAGACGGAAGAACAGAAACUGAUUCAGAGUCUUGGUCAGGAAGUUCCAGAGGGAUUGCUUCAGGUUGCUCAACACAAUGAAGCUAUGGAUACCGCGACUGCAGAUAUGCAUCAUGUGCCUCAAUAACAUGCGGCACAAAUUUGAAUUCCUGUACUACCAAAU